UAAAUGACCCUUUACUUACUUAUUUUAUUACACAUGGUUCAUGCUCUUAUGGACCUGGCCGCUUUCAUGCUUCUCUCUGCUGCUUACAUUCGACCGGAAUACAAUUGUAUAUAGAUUUGGAACAAUAGCUCAACAUCUUUAGGAAAAGAUGCAAUUAACAAUGGAAUCAAAAGGAUUUGAUAAAAAGACGAUGCGACAAAUGCUUUUAACAGAAGACGAAUUUAUUUCACAAAUAUUCUCUAUUACAUCUUUUCCAAAACGUGAAGCAGGACAAAAUAAUUCAUUGCAAGAGGAAAAAUCAACAAAAGAAGUUGAGCCAUUUACAUUGCUAGGUAGGAAAACAAAGCGGGCACAAACUUUUGAGGAAUUACAUGCCAAACUGCAAGAAUUAAAAAGUGUAAAAAAGUUAGAUUAUAAACAGAAACUUCUUAAAAAGAAUUUGAAGAAUAAACUCAAGAAAAAGAAAACAAGGGAAGAACGUUUUUUACAAAAAAAACUCGCUAGAACAGAACAGAACGCAGCUGGUGGUAAUAAAGCAAAAAUUGACAAUGAGGAGAUGCCAAAAGUUCCGAAACCAAAACCGGUGUUUAAUUCGGAAGGCAAAAUGGUAUUUAGUAAAUUUGAUUUCUCUGAGAUUGGCGUGAAGAAGAAAUUACCGAAAAACGACCCCAAGAAGAUGUUACAUCAAUUACAACAGAAAAAAGAAAAAUUGAAACAAUUAGAACAAUCUGGCGAUAAAGAAACAGCUGAUAACAUUAGAGAGAAAGAUGCAUGGAAAUCUGCAUUGUUAAGAGCUAGUGGUGAAAAAGUUAAAGAUGAUCCUGAACUGCUGAAACGUUCCAUGAAACGAAAGGAACAGAUAAAGAAACAGAGUGUACAAAAGUGGAAGUCCAGAAUAGAGAAUACACAGAAAUCUAUACAGGAGAGACAAGAGAAACGACGAGAAAAUAUUAUGAAGAAAAAGAAAGAAAAGAAGUUGAAUAAGUUAAAAAAAGCGGCGAAAAAAGGACGCAUAGUAUCUGGACUUUAAUUAGUAAUUAUAAUUUAAGAUACAUAUAUAUACAUAUGUAUAUAUAUAACAAAUUCUGUACGUGUGCACGACAAGUGCCAAGAUUACUGUCGAUGUCACGUUUAUAGAAAGAUUUAUAGAAAGAUGAGUUAACGAAGUUAAAUAGCUCUUGUUAAAAUAUUUUUUAAUAAAGAAAAUGAGAUUCGAAUAAAACCUGUGUAUAAUACCGAUAUCUAUGUACAUAUAACAUAUAUCUUAAUAUAUAUAUAUAUAUAUAUACAGAACAUAUAUGUACAGAAGUCGCGAACGAUACUUUAUUCAUACAAUUCUACUUUUGUUUGUACAUUAACAAGUUUCUAUUUACAUUUAUAAGUUUGUAUCGUAGACCAGCUAUGGAUACUCUUCUUUGUAAGCAACUAUAUCUUGUAUCUUGUAAAACGCUUUACUCGUGAGUGAGACGAGUAAAUGGUAUAAAAUUUUACGUGCGUCGCACGCAAUGCUCGUCGCAUAUACACACACAUACACAGAACGUAGGACGCUUCACUAUUAAAAUAUUGUUUUGUUACAAAGUUUGUUUUCUUCACAGCAUUGUAUGUGUAUUUGCAAUGACAAACAAUUAUAUGUUUUCUACUGUA
Pseudomyrmex gracilis is the source of this 1644-nucleotide messenger RNA. RefSeq names its product surfeit locus protein 6 homolog (gene Surf6). Bases 149 to 1030 code for a protein of 293 amino acids. The transcript has 5 exons. Gene Ontology annotation, biological process: ribosomal small subunit biogenesis; ribosomal large subunit biogenesis. Gene Ontology annotation, cellular component: nucleolus. The record is from RefSeq and is a predicted model, not a curated record. Gene Ontology annotation, molecular function: DNA binding; RNA binding. Lineage: Eukaryota; Metazoa; Arthropoda; Insecta; Hymenoptera; Formicidae.